Bursaphelenchus xylophilus (pine wood nematode) is the source of this 378-nucleotide messenger RNA. Lineage: Eukaryota; Metazoa; Nematoda; Chromadorea; Rhabditida; Aphelenchoididae. The record is from the annotation of a GenBank genome assembly.
AUGCCAUCGUUGAUUGCCUUUCAUCUCGUCGCCGUUUCCACAAAGAACCCCAUCCUCGCAUUCAUCCAGGGUCAAAAGCCAUCCGUCGCCCCCAGAAUCCAAAAAACUGGAGUGCCGUGUAGGGCGAGCGGAGGAAUCAGCAACAGAAAUUGUUUUUCGGCGCGCCGAGUGGAAGGGAGAGAAAAAAGGCCUGGGGCUAAAAUUGGGUGCGACACAGAAACGGGGGCUGCGCGACAAAUGGACGUGGAGGGGCGACGAUGGGGAGAGGGGAGACUGGAGAGCCCAUUGAUCCAUAUCCUAUUCAAUCUUCUGGUCAAGCCGAGUGGAGGACCGCAGGCGAUGCGUGGCAUUGUUGGGAAAACAGCAAAAGGGAAUUGA